UGGAUUAGGAAUGAGUUUAAAGGUGUAUUUUCAUUAAUAAAGAUAAGUAAAGCCUGUCUAGUUCUUUGUUGUCUUAAGUACCCUCAAGUACCCAAACAGGUGUGAUAACACCAUUCUUUCCUGGAAAUACCUGAACAUCUGCCUGUUGAUGGGAAGUUGUGAAUAAAUUCCUUGUUCUCUGCUUGUGCAUGCAGCUUUCCUUUACCUACUAAACUGCCUUUAACUCACCUUGAAAGCAUUUUUUCCUUUUGAUAAGAUCAUCCUGUCCUCCAUCCCACCUGGAAGGAAGGAGCAAGGAAGGAGCAAGUGGUUGAGUGGGGCUUGGCUGUCUGCUGGGGUUAACCCACAAGAGUACAUUUUGGCACCCAGGGUGGGUCUAUAGACAUUCAAGAUGAAGGCAAAUUUGGUUGGAUGUUCUAGGCCAAAUUUGUAGGUGUUUUAGUUGUUGUCCCCAGUAGAAGACAACAUGGAGCUCUCAGAGUGAGUCCAGCAUGGGGCUACAGAGGUGAUAAAGGGGCUGUAGCAUCUCUCCUAUGAGGGAAGGCUGAGAGAGCUGUGCCUCUUUAGCCUGGAAAAGAGAAGACUGAGAGGGGAUCUUAUUAAUGUGUACAAAUAUCUUGGGGAAGAGUAUCAAUAGAAUGAGGCCAAGCUGUUUUCUGUCAUGCUUGGCAACAGGACAACAGGCAAGGGGCUUGACCUGAAAUAUAGGAAGUUCCAUCUGCACAUAAGAAAAAACUUAACUGUGAAAGUAACAAAGCCCUGAAUAGGCUGCCAGGAGAGGCUGUGGAGUCUGCUUCUCUGGAGAUAUUCAAAGAACACUUGUAUGUGAUCCUGGGCAAUAUGAUCUAGAGGACACUGCUUGAGAUGGGGGUUUGGAGUAGAUAAUACCAAGUGGUAUCUUUCAAAUUCAGUCAUUCUGUGUUUCUGCAAUCUAACUAUUAAUUGGCAGGCUUCCAUUCUUGCCAGAGGUCUUGCUUACAUUGCAGUAUAUUAGAGUCCAGUGCUUAUUAGUGGUUGCUGUUUGCUCUAUGCCUUAUCAGCUUACUUUGCUGUGCCCGGAAACAUUUUGAUAACAGCAGAUGCUGUGCCCCUCGGCUGGCAUAUUGUCAGGGCAGUGCUAUUCUUCCUGUGCUGCUGUAUUGGAUAAUCUGGAGCUACAGUGCCUCAAGUCUGAGUGUGUGCGGCUUGUGAGUACUUCCAUGCUGCAGCAGGUACACCCUUAAGGGGACUGCAGCCUUUGGGUAAGUCCGUACCAGCAUGUGGGAAAGGAGAGACGUAGAAUGCAAAGUUAAAUCUUAUAUCUUUGUCCAAAGGGACCAUUAAAUUCAAAACCCCUGCCGCGGGCAGGUUAACGCCCACUAGAUCAGGCUGCCCAAAACCCCGUCCAAUAAGGGAAGGAAGCUCAGAGCACAGCUGUGACCACAGCAGGAGCUGUAAAACCAUCUGCUUAAGUAUUGCUUUCUUUAGGAGCAGCAAGUACUCUGUGAUGAGCUUUUAACCAAAUAGCCAAGUAGUCAUAUUUGCAAAAUAUUGCUUGGCAACAUAUAAUUUCUAAUCUACAGUUUAUUUAAUGCCAAUUUUAUCUUGAAAUGUGGCAGAUGUUCUCUGUACUCAAAUGCUUCUUUUCAGCCUUUGACCUUGCUUGGCUUGGUUGUUUUUCUGCUUACUUUGGCUUCCUGCAAGCCUAUCACCAGUGCGAAAGUUAGGACUUCAUUAAAGUCCUGUGAACAAAGUACAUAUACACUUGAAGCAGGAGCAGCCUCUCAGUUGCAGCCAACCCAGCUGUGAAGCGAGAGGCGCACAGUGUAUGUGCAGCUGAGAGCAGGCAUCGGCAGAAUGGAUCCUCACAAUGAACCCGACAUGCAUCAAAGCGGACAUCUGGAUGAGAUGAUUUUACAACCAAUGGACUAUGUGAAGAAAAAAACACUUCGGAAAUACAAAAUCAUCUGUGGUGUUCUGCUAAGUGCUUUGGUGGUUGUAUCUCUGGGACUAGGUUUGGGACUGGGACUAAACCGUGGAACCCAGGAGCAAGUCAGCUGCAGGCACAAGUGCAACGAGCCUUAUCGGAAAGAGGUGGCAGGAUGCCAGUGUGACAGUGGCUGCAAGGAGCGUCAAAACUGCUGCUGGGACUAUGAAGAUGCCUGUGUGGAGCCAACUCGAUCCUGGAGUUGCACUAAUUUCCGCUGUGGUGAGACCAGAUUACCUGGAAGUUAUUGUUCUUGUUCUGAUGACUGUUUGCAGGCAAAUGACUGCUGUGUGAACUACAAUACUGUUUGCAAAGGUGAAAUACCUUGGGUAGAAGAACCAUGUAUUUCACUUGAAACUCCUCAGUGUCCUGCUGGGUUUGAUCUGCCACCACUUAUCCUUUUCUCAAUGGAUGGUUUUAGAGCAGAAUAUCUGCAAACUUGGAGUUCUUUGCUGCCAAAUAUUGAAAAACUCAAAACAUGUGGCACACAUUCAAAGUAUAUGAGAGCUGCUUACCCCACAAAAACAUUUCCAAACCACUAUACUAUUGUCACAGGAUUGUAUCCAGAAUCUCACGGUAUUAUUGAUAACAACAUGUAUGAUGUAGAAUUGAACAAGCAUUUCUCACUUUCAAGCACAGAAAAAUUUCAGCCUGCAUGGUGGAAGGGCCAGCCAAUAUGGCUGACAGCAAUGUACCAAGGUCUGAAAGCAGGCACUUUCUUCUGGCCAGGUUCUGAUGUUCCAAUUAAUGGUACAUACCCCAACUUUUUCUAUUUAUUCAAUAGUUCAGUUACGUAUGAAGAGAGAAUUUCAGGAAUACUAAAAUGGCUUGAUAAACCCAAAUCUGAGAGACCUGAUUUCUACACUUUGUAUAUUGAAGAACCAGAUUCUUCUGGACAUUCAUUUGGACCAGUUAGCGGUGGUGUAAUCAAAGCUUUACAGCUAGCAGAUCAAACGCUGGGAAUGCUAAUGGAGGGGCUUAAACAGAGAAACCUACACAACUGUGUAAACCUCAUUGUUUUAGCUGAUCAUGGGAUGGAUAUGACCUACUGCAGCCAAUUAGAAUACAUGACUGAUUACUUCAAUCAGAUUAAUUUCUACAUAUAUGCGGGGCCUGCAGCUCGCAUUCGAGCAAGCGUUGUUCCACAGAACUAUUAUACUUUUGACUCAGAAGGAAUUGUUAAAAACCUCACAUGCAAAAGGUCACCUCAACACUUUAAGCCCUAUUUGACACCUAACUUGCCAAAACGAUUCCAUUAUGCUAACAACAUUCGUAUUGAUAAAGUUCAUCUUUUGGUGGAUCGACAGUGGCUGGCUGUGAGGGACAACAGUUACACAUUUUGUGAUCAGGGUAACCAUGGUUAUGACAAUGAAUUUAAAAGUAUGGAGGCUAUAUUCCUAGGAUAUGGCCCAAGCUUUAAAGAAAAAACAGAAGUGGAUGCUUUUGAAAACAUAGAGGUUUACAACCUUAUGUGUGAUCUGCUUCAUAUUACACCAGCACCAAACAAUGGCACACAUGGUAGCUUAAAUCAUCUGCUAAAAAAGCCUUUUUACAGUCCUUCAUAUGCAAAAGAAGAGUCAUCCCCUGUUUCAUGUCCGGUUUCCCAUCUGACUCCUGUAGAUAAUCUGGGAUGCACAUGCAACGAUGUGACAAAUGCUUCAGUAAUUAACGAGAGGUUAAAUCUCACCACAGAUGAAAUAAAGAAUGCAACUUCAUAUAAUUUGCCAUAUGGGAGACCUCAAGUUCUUCAGAGGGAAAAAAUCUACUGCCUCCUUCCCCAUCAUCAGUAUGUGAGUGGAUACAGUCAUGAUAUCCAGAUGCCACUGUGGACUGCAUACACUGUGACUAAACCUGAAAGCACAUCUUCUCUUCCUCCCACUGUUUCAGACUGUCUGCGGGCUGAUGUUAGAAUCCCCAUUGCUCAUAGCCAAAAUUGUUCCAACUACCCAGAAGGGCUGGACUUGACCUAUGGUUUCCUCUACCCUCCCAAUUUCAAUUCAUCUGCACUUGAACAAUAUGAUGCCUUACUCACCAGCAACAUCGUUCCCAUGUACAGAGCUUUUAGAGACAUAUGGGACUAUUUCCACGAUGUACUUCUUCAGAAGUAUGCUAGAGAAAGGAAUGGAGUAAAUGUUAUCAGUGGACCAGUGUUUGAUUACAAUUAUGAUGGCCAUUUUGAUAAUCUUGAUGAAAUUACACAGCAUGUAAACAACACACAGAUCCCUGUCCCAACCCAUUACUUUGUGGUUCUGACAAGCUGCAAGGACACAUCCUAUACUCCACUGAACUGUACAGGCUCCUUGGAUGCCUUGUCCUUCAUCAUUCCUCAUCGACCUGACAAUACUGAAAGCUGUGCUGAUAACAGGUCGCCUUCUGAAUGGGUUGAAGAAAGAGUUCAGGCUCAUUCCGCUCGUGUUCGGGAUGUGGAGCUGCUAACUGGACUUGACUUUUACCAGGAAACAAAGGGAUCUGUCUCUGAGAUCUUACAGCUGAAGACAUUUUUGCCAACAUUUGAGACUGAAAUCAACUGAAUUUCUAUUUUAAAAAAAUGCCAGCAUUUGGAAGGAAUAAAAUCAAAAUGAUUUAACUUUUACCUUAGUAAAUAUGAGAGAAACUUGACUACUGCACCUCAACAAGAAAAGACACAUUGCACAGCUAAUUCCUUUUUUUUUUUUGCCACGUUCCUGUUCUUUCAGUCAAGUGUUUUGUAUAAAUUGAAUAAAAAUUAACUGAAGUUACUUAAG
Coturnix japonica (Japanese quail) is the source of this 4710-nucleotide messenger RNA. Lineage: Eukaryota; Metazoa; Chordata; Aves; Galliformes; Phasianidae. The record is from RefSeq and is a predicted model, not a curated record.